Molecule: messenger RNA, 1089 nt
Organism: Penicillium angulare
Lineage: Eukaryota; Fungi; Ascomycota; Eurotiomycetes; Eurotiales; Aspergillaceae
Product: vacuolar protein sorting-associated protein 26
Exons: 5
Coding region: 1-1089 (362 amino acids)
Biological process (GO): intracellular protein transport; retrograde transport, endosome to Golgi
Cellular component (GO): endosome; retromer complex
Source: RefSeq, a predicted model, not a curated record
AUGGCGUCUCUCUUCUUUUCUACUCCGGUCGAUAUUGACGUCGUCCUAGACGACCUCGAUGACCGCCAAACGGUUGAUGCCAAGCUCGACAAGGGCCGCCGCGAGCGGGUCCCCCUGUACAUGGACGGGGAAUCCGUCAAGGGCGCGGUGACGAUCAGGCCAAAGGAUGGCAAGCGAUUGGAGCAUACAGGCAUCAAAGUGCAAUUCAUUGGAACAAUCGAGAUGUUCUACGACCGAGGCAACCACUACGAAUUCCUAUCGCUGGUUCAAGAGCUAGCUGCGCCGGGCGAACUACUCCACCCCCAGACCUUCCCUUUCAACUUCAAGAAUGUCGAGAAGCAAUAUGAGUCUUACAACGGUAUCAAUGUCAAACUACGUUACUUUGUGCGCGUGACUGUUUCACGGCGCAUGGCCGACGUCGUCCGCGAGAAAGACCUCUGGGUUUACUCAUACCGCAUGCCACCCGAGACUAACAGCCCGAUUAAGAUGGAUGUCGGAAUUGAGGAUUGUCUUCACAUCGAGUUCGAAUACUCCAAAUCAAAGUACCAUCUCAAGGAUGUGAUUGUUGGACGGAUUUAUUUCUUGCUUGUGCGGCUCAAGAUCAAGCAUAUGGAGCUAUCCAUUAUUCGUCGAGAGACGACCGGAUCACCCCCCAAUCAAUAUAAUGAGAGUGAAACUUUGGUCCGCUUCGAGAUCAUGGAUGGCUCGCCUUCGAGAGGUGAAACCAUUCCUAUCCGUUUAUUCCUUGGCGGAUUCGACCUGACACCGACCUUCCGCGACGUUAACAAGAAGUAUUCGACAAGAUACUACCUCAGCCUGGUGCUGAUUGAUGAAGAUGCCCGCCGUUAUUUCAAGCAGUCCGAGAUCGCUCUCUACCGACAAGCGCCCGAGAUUGCCGCAACGCCACAGAUCGCACAGCAGCAACAAAUUCAACAGCAGGUCCUUCUUCAGCAACAUCAGCAGGCUCUGCCUCCUGGAUCUGCGACCGCUGGCCCGGGACGAGAGAUCUCGAGUAACCAUCAGCCGCGGCUGGAGCAGCAGCAAAAGAGUACACCUCCCGUUGCUGCGCCGGUAGAGUCGGUAGUUUGA